GCGGAAUAGAGGGGCGGGCAUUUGUGUGCCACGCCGGUGCUGCCGAACCUCAACGUAGACAGAGGAUGGGAACACUAGUCCGUAUAGUGUAUCUGUCGUGGGGACUAUUAUUGUCCUCCGCGGUCUAAAGCGGCACGACUCCAAGUGACGCUGUAUGUAUGUGUGUGUGGUGGGGGGGAAUGCGACGAAAGGGAAAUCGGAUAUAUACGAGCACUAUUACUAUUUCUUUUCAGUCGGCAUGUUUUUGGGCUCAGUUCCCCAAAAAAGGGGUUCAAAGAUACUUCACCAGGAAACGUCGAGUAACCGUUGAGGAAAUGAGAACGAUAUGCAGAUAAUCCACAUUUCGUCGCGGAAUAAUGGCUAAUUUAUCUUGAGCCAUCUUUGAUGAUGCCGCCCAUGGUUAGCAUCACUUAAAAGCAGGAUAUUGGAGCGGUCUUGUAUGCUUUUCUUACCAAGCUCUUUUCAUAGUGGAUACAUCUCGCCUGUAUCACCCAUGAAAGUGUUGUUGAAGGCGUCUGUUGAGCAACUGCGUCACCGAGUGGAAGCUGUAGGUAUUCAUCUUUAAGGUGCAUAUUGGGAAACAUACCCAUGACACCUACGACAUGCAAGCCAAAGGGACAUAACUCUUGAAUCGCCAUGGAACCGGAAGCUACUUCAAACUCACAGGACCACCCAGGAAUCUCCGAAGCCAUGGAUGGUGGAAGCCAUGUGGACUCCAUGGUGAGAGGCGGCAGCGAGCCUUUGUUCAGUUAUCAGAAGAUUGUGCAUCAGAGAUUCAUCAGGAGGAGUCUUUGGUUCUCGGACACAGAUGAGCAGUCCUUUGAGGUCCCCGAAUGUGAUCACAGGCUCCUGAAUAUAAACCUGCGAACAAUUGUAGGCAGGACUCGAGGGGCUGGUGGGAUACAGGAGGACUCCAGCACUGAGAGUCAAGGUGGGCACAAAGGCAGCGCUACAGAAAGUGCCAGUGCUGAGGAAGAACAGGGGAGAAGUGAGAGAGAUGUACCCAAUGCCACAUGUGGUGAUGUGGGCAAAACCGCUAUCAAGGCAGCCAAGGAGGAGGCCGAGGAAGAGGCAGAGAUGAAGGCUGUUUCCACAUCUCCAGGAGGACGUUUCCUCAAAUUCGACAUCGAGCUUGGGAGAGGGUCCUUUAAGACUGUCUACAAGGGCCUGGACACUGAAACCUGGGUGGAGGUUGCUUGGUGUGAGUUGCAGGAUCGUAAGCUGUCAAAAGUGGAACGUCAGCGCUUCAAGGAAGAGGCUGAGAUGUUGAAAGGUCUUCAACAUCCAAACAUUGUCCGCUUUUAUGACUUUUGGGAGUCUCCGCUCAAAGGGAAGAAGUGCAUUGUUUUAGUAACAGAACUCAUGACAUCGGGGACGCUAAAAACCUACCUGAAGCGGUUUAAAGUAAUGAAGCCCAAGGUUCUGAGAAGCUGGUGCAGACAGAUCCUGAAAGGCCUUCACUUUCUCCACACCAGAACUCCUCCAAUUAUUCAUAGGGAUCUGAAAUGUGAUAACAUAUUCAUCACCGGACCUACAGGGUCUGUCAAGAUCGGCGAUUUAGGACUGGCAACACUGAAAGCAGCCUCUUUUGCAAAAAGUGUCAUAGGCACUCCAGAGUUUAUGGCUCCAGAGAUGUAUGAAGAACACUAUGAUGAAGCUGUAGAUGUCUACGCCUUCGGCAUGUGCAUGCUAGAAAUGGCCACCUCGGAAUACCCCUAUUCGGAAUGUCAGAAUGCUGCACAGAUUUACCGUAAAGUCACAAGUGGAGUCAAACCAGCCAGUUACAACAAGGUCGUGGAUCCAGAAAUCAAGGAGAUUAUUGGGGAGUGCAUCUGCCAAACGAGAGAGGAGAGGUAUACCAUCAAAGACCUACUGAACCACGCCUUCUUUGCUGAGGACACAGGAGUGAGGGUGGAGCUCGCUGAGGAGGAUGAUGGGAAAAAAACCUCAAUAGCCCUGAAAUUAUGGGUGGAAGACCAUAAGAAAUUGAAAGGAAAGUAUAAGGAAGGCGGAGCCAUAGAGUUCAUGUUUGACCUGGAAAAAGAAGUCCCAGAAGUGGUGGCGCAAGAGAUGGUGGAGUCUGGAUUCUUUCAUGAAAGUGACGCCAAGACUGUUGGAAAAUCUAUUAGGGAUCGCGUGGCACUGAUCAAAUGGAGAAGAGAGAGAACCGUAUCAACUGCUAAUCAAAUGGAUGGGAGAAAUGGGCUCCAGGCGGCGCCUUCUCAAGGCGUUUCUUCCAGAGAUGGGCAUGCAAGGCUGGAACCAGAGCCAGCAGACUCUGAGCAGCACAACCGACCGCAAACCCAACCAGCCAGUGUCACCUCAGUCACGUCAGACAGCACUUUUGACAGCGGCAAAGGCUCCACUGUGUACUCGGAUUCCCACAGCAGCCAGCAGAGUGUCCUCUAUCAGUCCCUACUGGAGCCGGUCACUAUGGCAACACAACAGGACAGCUCUGUGGGUCACCAGAAUCAAUCAGCAGAGCUCGCAUCUCAUCAGUACCUCCAUCCCGGACAAAGUUACCCCUCUGCUCUACAUGCUUGCCAACCGGGUGCCGCAACACCAAGUCAAGCUAGCUCAUGCUCAGUCGGUCUCCAUCAUGUAACCAGCGGCUGCGGCUGCGCGCAACAGCAGUCGACAUUAACUAUUUCGGCGUCAGCCGGGCCGCAGCAUGUUGCGCAAUGCUACCACACACAAUGUCACCAAGCGACUUUGAACUGUCCCACUUCACUUCAUCAACAAACUGCAGCUGCUCCGACGUCUCUACCAGCACAGCAGUCGGAGCAGAGUUGCCUUCUUACAUGCGCGUCCUCGACUGUGGCACCGAUGGCGCAGUGUCAUUUGGCAAACGCUCCCAGUGCAUUGCAGCAGGUUCAAACUCUGUAUAAACUGCCAAAUCAGCAGAUUGGCCUGAGCUCCUCUGCAACAGCGCUUUAUGGCCAACAGAUACCCAUUCAAGACUAUCCACAGUCUUUAAUGCUAAAUGCUCAAUGCAGUAUGCAGCAAACCCAAAAUGGUGCGCAGACUUGCAUUCAGCCGCAACUUCACGGUAUACAACAAAUGCAUACAAUACAGCAAAUGACGCAGCCUCUUCGCCAUCCGCAAAAUCUUCAAUCGUCUGCUCAACAAGAAGUACACACCCCAGCCCUUCAGCAACAAAACCAGAACUCUAUUCCGAUAACAGUACCACGAUCAAGCCAGGACAAUGUCCAACCAGACCAGGCUGCAGCCACAAACCAGCACUAUUCUACCGCCGGUUUACCUGAUGUGGGCUCUCAAAGUUACGCACAUUCCGCCCUCGGUGCGGUGCAGCAACAGGGGGUUCCUGCUCAGAAUCAGUACCUAGCUGCACAGUCAUCUGGUACACAGCAGGUUUAUGGAGGCGUUCCCCAAGUGCUGACUCGUCAGAGCCUUCCGGCCUCCUCACAACACAGCCAAGCUGCUCAGGUGAAUAAGAAUGACAUGUCUGGCGGUCAGAGCAUUACAUUGGUUGAGCAAGAUGAAUUGAACCAUGGGCAAAAUCUCCCCCACUCAGCGUGCAGUUUCACAUCCCAGACAAUGUCCGAUCAGCAGCCGCUAGCUGAAACAGCCGCCCGUCAGCAACUGCAAACCCUGCAGAUUUCAUCACCACCAGAACCAGCACACACAUGCCAGUUUACUUCACAGCAUCCCACUGUCCGGGUGAUGGCAGCUGUUCCUGACUGUCAAGCCACCAACUAUCAUUCACCCACUGCCCCUCACUCUUCAGCAUCUUCCCCCAACCCCAUCUUCCUUUCCCCCGGUUAUACUUUCCCUAUAACCCCCGCUGUCUCCCCACUUUCCCCUAUUCACAAUGAUAAUGUCUUAGUUCCGCCCAUGCCAAUGUCGCUGAAACCUCAACCUUCACCUGUGCUGGGUAAAAUGCCAACACCCGCUUCUCCAAAUGAUCAGGGCACAGCUGCUCUGCAGCACGAUGUCUAUUACUCAGAACCUUCAUUCGUAACAGCUCUAAGCACACAUCCCAUAAAGAACGGCACAUCUCUGAGCACACACCCACCCACAAACGACAGCGCUCUUACACAGAAUGCGUCAGACAAGGGCCCGCCUGCUUCCCAUGCUCAUUUGGAAACGCAAAACCAAAGUCAAGUUCAGAACCAGGUCCCACCUCUUCAUUCCUCCGGGUCCGCGGUUUCCAGCCUGACACAGCAACAGCUCAACGGUCCGACUGACGCCAACGGAGAGGAUCAUGCUGCAGAAAAACACACUGGUGGACAAAGCUAUGACAGUGUCAACUCUGAUGCCACAUCAGGGAAGGAGAUGAGUGAUGGCUAUGACGGGGCACAAAGCGGUAAAGGGGAGGUGAAAGUCCGCAAGCACCACCGCAGAUCAACACGAACUCGGUCUCGCCAGGAGAAGUUUAGCAGGCCAAAGCUCAGCAUGUUAAACGUAUGCAACACGGGGGACAAGAUGGUGGAGUGCCAACUGGAAACUCACAAUCAUAAAAUGGUGACGUUUAAAUUUGACCUGGAUGGCGACGCACCUGAAGAGAUUGCUACAUAUAUGGUGGAGAACGAUUUUAUACUCCCCUUAGAGAAAGAAGUGUUCAUUGAACAGCUGAAGGAUAUCGUAGAUAAGGCUGAGGACCUGUUGAGCGAAGACACCGAGGGUGAGAGGAACUCGGACCAGACUAGCAGUCCCGCGAGUGACGGAGCCGGCACAUUGCCAACGGAGGGAAUUAAGUCUUGUGUCCCAAGAACCCCACAGCAGGUCUACCAACAAAAUGUCCUUCACACAGGCAAGCGCUGGUUUAUCAUCUGCCCAGUUGCUGAAAUGCCAAUCCAAGACCAGAAGAAAACUCCUCUCAACUCUGCAGACAAUGAAUCUGGAACGUCUGCCAGCAACAGCAACACACCUCCAUGUUCUACUGCUCACACGUCUUUAACUUCACAAGGCCCUCUGUCCACAUCAGUGCAACUUCAAAACCAAAACAUUGGCCUAGCCCAAGUCCUUCCGCCAGAGUCCUCAGUCAUUAAAACAAAACCCAGUGCUUUGGCUAUCAGCCACAGCGGUGACGCCCCUCCUGUUGAAGAACCUUGCAUCUCUGCUGUGUCUUUAGUAACUGAUAUCCCCUGUUGUGCUUUUGUGCCACCGGUCUCCCUGGAUGUGAACGCAAUCGAUAAAGUAGCCGUUUUGGCCACACAAAGCGGCCACGGCAAUCAUCCCAGUCCGACCGGGGACCCCCCCUUACAGCAGACCACUCACCAGUCCGUGGUCCUCCAGCAACCCUAUCCCACAACCAUAGCGCCGUCGUCUGUCACUUCCCAACCCCAGAGUCCCGCGCAUCAGACCUCCUCCGUCUCAUUAGGUCAUCCGCAGGCGGCAGGCGGCGGGGGGCCUGGAGAGUCGGACGGCGAGGGGCCACGCCGCGUGGAGUUUGUCGAUCGCACCAUUAAGACCUUGGAUGAGAAGCUGAGGAAUCUGUUGUACCAGGAACAUGGUCACUCCCAGCCUUGCAGUGCCGUGUCGGACCCUCACAGCUCCAACGCAGACGUUGUCAGCUCAACAUCCGUGUCAGAUGGCAAGAGCAGUGAGGGGCCACUUACCAAGAAACAGGGGGACCCAUUGCCUCAGAUUCCUGAAAGCCCAGACUGUGGAGGUGCACAGGGUGCGUCCAUCUUGGCAGCUUCUAAUUCAAACAGAAGAGAUGUGACUGUGAGUUCCGGUUCAUAUAACUACACAAGCUGCUUGGAAGUGAGACCCACAUCACCAAAUGAAAUAUGCCAAGUGGAAAAAAACAAGACUAGCAGCAGCACCUGCUUCUCCCCGAUGCACUCUACUGGUUCUCCGUGGUCCCACAACCACGGACCAGAUAGAAAUAACAAAGACUAUGUUAGUGCCGGAAGAUCCUCUUUGACAGCUGCAGCUGAUAAAAGUACCGGUGCUUCUAGACCCCAAAUUAGUAACCGCUUCUCUGCCCCGCCAAACCUCUUCCAGGCUACACCGGCGUCCAGCGCCGACGUCACACCGCAGCAUAUACCGCGGGCCAUGACUAUAGGCACUCCAAGCCAUCGCCACUACCGCCACUCUGAUUCUGCGGAUGAGGACAGCAGCAGCAGCAAAGCCCCUCCUCCGGCUCACGUUCAAACCCCGGCUCACGCUUUAUCCGAGCACGGCGGAAGUGACCUGAUGAAGAGGGCGGUCGCCUUUCUGAAACGAUCUGCUCGGAGCAAAAGCGAACUGAGCACGGAAUCACCAAGCCGGCAGCCAUUGGAAAUGAACGGUCACUCUCCUUCGCCUCCUGCAGGACACGCCCACUCAUCCUACAUCAGUAGCGACAAUGACUCAGAGUUUGAAGAUGCCGACGUGAGGAAAGAGCUACAUAAGCUGAGAGAAAAACACAUGAAAGAGAUCUCGGAACUGCAAGCGUUUCAGAGGAGUGAAAUUGAACGUCUGUACAAAGAGCUGGGAAAGUCUGUGCCCCACAAUGUUGGCCUACUUCACGCUGCUCCACCCAGCGGACGAAGACGAAGGGCCAGUAAACACAAACUCAAGCCCGGAAAAUUGCUCAAUCCGAUGGUGCAGCAGCUCAAAAGCAAUAUCAGCAACACCACCGCCGCCGCCGCCGCCGCAGCAGAGAGAAAAGGUGAAAGUACCGGCAGUUCAUCCGGAUCCCCUGCUAAAAGUUCCAUUCUGUCUGACGGUUCUGCCCACUCCGGUGGCAGCUCCAGCUCGGGCAAUCAGUGCAGCCAAGUCCCAGAGCAGGUCUACACCCAGCAACCCUGUUCUUUGAAAGGCUCUUUCUCCUCGGACAACAUCUACACCGGGCAACACGUUGACGGGAUGACAAACUUAGCAAGUCAAGGCUGGACGGUUUACCACCAAACAUCAGAGAGAGUCACCUAUAAAUCCAGUAGCAAACCACGCACUAGAUUCCUCAGUGGACCUGUGUCUCUGUCCAUCUGGUCCACUCUGAAACGACUAUGUCUAGGCAAAGAACGCAGUAGUAGGUCCUCGUUCAGUGCUGCCACGGCGCCAACGCAGCCGCCGCUCGCCUCGGCCACAUCACCGCCGUCCCCUCGCUCAAUCGGUCAUCUUGCUCAGGUCCAGACUAACAACAGCAACAAUAAGAGAUGCACCUUUACAGACGACCUGCACAAAUUGGUCGACGACUGGGCAAAGGAGACGAUAGCGGCGAGCCAUCAGUCAUCCCCGUCGUUGAACCAGAUCAAACAGCAGAAGCGCUUACUGGACCUGAAAGGCGCAGCUACGUAUAAGAUGAAAUCCCAUCCCGGCCCCGCCGGGUUGCCUCCCGACUUCCCUCUGACGACAAGCCAAGGUCUCAAAUCCCCUCAAGUGUUGCCCCCUGGCUACUUGUUGCCCACGUGUUCCUAUGAUGGCGUGGUCCCUGGUCCCGGUUACACUCAGCAAUGGCCUGGCCACUUUGCCACCGCGGCAAAACCUGCAAUCCAAGCCUCCUGUGCGGAGAUGUGCAACACUGAGAACGGCCUCUGUCCGAAAUCUACCAGGACUACCUAAAACCUGCAGUUGUUGUGAAAUUGCAUAGGCGACUUGUAUUUUUGCUGAGUCACCACAACUGCACAAGCACUUAUUAUAAGUUUAGGUAAGGAAAGGAAGUUUGAUACUCUGAUAUCCCUUACCGAUUUGGUUUAGAUUAUAUCAUGCGCGUGUGUUAUGUAUGAAGACUUAAUGCUCACCGACAUAAAUCUGGUCGUUUUCAUAUACAUUACGGCACUUUUAUUUGUUUAGACCAAACAAAAUGUACACUUUGGGGCCCCCCAACAAAUAAUUUCUCCAAGCAAACAGUAUUAUCAUUGAUGGAAUGUAGUGCCUUGAACAUUUUCCCGUCUGCAUACACGUCCUUUUCACUUUGAGUGCAGUCUUUUCUUUAUAUGCCUUACAGACACUUUUUUGGUUUACUUAUGAAUGACAUUGUAGCACUGCACUUUUAACACAAUAUUUGCUCAUAUUCUCAUUAAAAAUUAACUUUUAAUCCUUUUUUUUUUUUUUACUUUCCACCCCAUGACUACUGUAUGCCAUAGGGGUAAAAUGCACUGUUGCCUUGUGAAGGAAAAAUGGUGCAUGUUUUACUAAUGACAAAAGAAAGACGAAUUACGCCAGCAGGUGAAACCCCCCCUCUUUCAGGUCAAAUGGUUCUGUCGGAUGCAACACAAGGUUAGACAGUGUCGUAGCCCCGCGGUGUGUGGGGGGGAAAGGCAGCGUCCAGAGCCAUAAAUGAUGUACAUAGUUCUUUCUACAGGUACUGCCUCUGGGUUCAGUUGUGGUCCGAAUGUAGCAAAUUGAACAUGUGAAGGCUCGAGGCUUUUAAAGUGCAAUUGAAUACUUUGACAAAAGCUUUGAUUGUGGUGUUGCCACAAGCCUUAUAUCCGAUAUGUUGGAACAAAGUAUUAACAUGAAACUCUCAAUUCCCUACUAAAUGUACUUAUUAUCGAGCGUCAAGUGUAGUGUGCAAUCACCAGUUAACUGGACGUUUUUUUUUUUUUUUAAGUUAUUUGAUUUUCGAUGCUGCUACCGUGUGAGGGGUUCCGCUGAACACUGAAUGAAGCCUUUUAUUGCUGUUAGAUGGUACCAAAAAAAAGUCCUUCAAUUGAGAUGGCAAGGGACAAACGACAUCGCCUUCAAAAUGUUGUUAGCUGGUUUCAGUUGCGGAAACGGUCAAUUUGAAAUAAUAGCUAAUAAGGGAGAUUUGCACUACAUAUAUAUUGAGUCCCAUAAUUGUAUUUUAUGUUGUAAUUCCUUGUGUAUGCAGUGGCUUUGACUGGCUGUCAUGGUUCUUAAAAAUCACCAAAGUGUGGUCAACAGUUGAUUUUUCACACAACGGAGAGCAAGAAGUUAAUUUACGGUUUCCAUAUUUCCACAACACAUGAAAGGUUUCAGGACCGUGGUCCUCCCAAGCUGUGAACUGUACAGGUUUGUGUUACUGUAAACGGUAUUUUGUGUAUGCAUUGUGGAGAGGUUGGUAUGAUGUAUAGUAUACCAUCAAUUCAGUUUGAAUUGGACUUUUAUAGUACUUUAUGCAGAAUCCUCUGCUUUGGGGAAAUGAUUCCAGUUGUAAGAGAUUUCUGUUCUCUGGCAUUUGUAUCUGGUGUUUUGUUGUUUUGAGCAGAGUAAGGGUACUUAUUGUUGACCAAUUCAUUUGGUGGCAGAGAUCAAAAGGCUCAAGUGCCAGUUAUGACUUUUUUUUUUUUUUCCCUCUUCCUGCAUGUCUCUGACCAACAUUCCCUUGCAGUAUAUGCUCAGACUGUGGAGAAACUUGUAUUGAAAGUGAGUGGGAUUGCUUUCUGCCUGCCACCUUUCCUACUGCAUCACUCACCCUGCUGCACUGUAUGACUAUGUGAGAGAUAAAUAAAUAUUAU
This is a messenger RNA of Doryrhamphus excisus (bluestripe pipefish), 9374 nucleotides long. NCBI's taxonomy places the organism in Eukaryota, Metazoa, Chordata, Actinopteri, Syngnathiformes, Syngnathidae. The record is from RefSeq and is a predicted model, not a curated record.